Messenger RNA from Thermochaetoides thermophila DSM 1495, 2685 nucleotides. RefSeq lists its product as uncharacterized. Bases 1 to 2685 code for a protein of 894 amino acids. The transcript has 2 exons. Gene Ontology annotation, biological process: double-strand break repair via break-induced replication; mitotic DNA replication preinitiation complex assembly; DNA replication initiation. Gene Ontology annotation, molecular function: chromatin binding; single-stranded DNA binding; DNA replication origin binding. Gene Ontology annotation, cellular component: DNA replication preinitiation complex. Lineage: Eukaryota; Fungi; Ascomycota; Sordariomycetes; Sordariales; Chaetomiaceae. The record is from RefSeq and is a predicted model, not a curated record.
AUGCACCUCCCACGCUCGCUCAUCUCCAAGCCCUACCUCCACCUCCUCAACACGCGGCACCCGCUCUCCCCUCCCGUCCUGAUCCUCGUCGCCCUAGAGCCCGACGCGCUCUGCGCCUGCCGCAUCUUGACCCGUCUCUUCAAACACGACUACAUCCCGCACAAGAUCCAGCCCGUCGCCGGCUAUGCCGACCUCGAGCGCGUUGGCCGCGAGCUGGUCGCGCCCAUGAUGGAGACCCGCGGUGGCUCAGGCGGCGUGGUUGUCUGUCUGGGUGUAGGAGGGAUGGCGGAUUUGGGUACGAUACUGGGGCUGGAGCCAGAUGAGGAGGUUGAGGGGGCAGAGGGACUGGAGACACAGGCUUACGCGGGGGUUGAGGUCUGGGUGAUUGAUUCGCAUCGGCCGUGGAAUCUGAGCAAUGUGUUUGGUGGUUUCCCGCUCGAGCCUGAGACGGAAGAGGCGAAGACUUUUGCUGCGAGAUCGCCGCCUGGUGUUAAUGGUGGUCGGAUUGAACAGUCGUAUCGGCAUGGUAAAGGUGGCAUUAUUGUCUUUGACGACGGUGAUAUUGAGGACGAGCUGGGGAAGGAACGGGAGGCCUAUCUUGCCCUGGUAGAUAUGCCCGAAGUCGAGGAUGACGGAGAGGAUCUGGGAGACAGUGAUGACGACGAUGAGGAAGAUGAUGACAGCAACGACAGCGAGAAUAGUGGUGACGAGCCUCCCACUUUGCCGGCUCCCCCGGCUGGUAAAAAGCGCAAGUCGUGGGACUUUGAAGAGGACGACGAUGAGAGUGACGACGAAGACAGGCCUCGGCAAAGGAGGAGAAGCAACUCGUCAACCCCUAUCCCGGACUCUCCUCAACGCCCUGCACAACGCAGCCUCCUGUCGUUGCGAGGAGAUCGGGACGAGCCCAUAUUCUCUAGUGACCCAUUGGAGCCCCCGAGUGCUGCGCAACCACCCAAACAACCCUCGGCGAGAACCCUGAGACGGAGACUUCUGCGGUCACGUCGCAAAAACGAGGACAUCUUACGAGAAUACUACCGACUGGGUACUUCUUACUCAGAGCCGGUCUCGUCCAUGUUAUACUCCCUGGCGUCCGAGCUCGGCCGCGAAGACAAUGACCUGCUCUGGAUGGCCAUCGUAGGUGUCACAUCCAUGGAGCUGUACGGACGUUCGUCGGCCGGCAUUGCCGUUCCAGCCCGAGGCUCCGAGUCCCGUCCUGGUUCUGGCUGGCUGGGCAUGCGCGGUGCCAGGAUACGUCAACUCCUGCGAGACGAAGUCCGACGAUUAAACCCUCCCGACCCCACGAAACCCGAGAACGUGGGCAUCAUCCCAACCACAGCCCGCAGCCCCGAAGAUACCAGCAUCCGCUUGUCUCCCGAGCCCAAGUUCCUCCUCAUCCGGCACUGGAGCCUCUACGACAGCAUGUUGCACUCGCCCUACCUCUUCUCGCGCCUCAAGACCUGGAGCGAGUCCGGCUUGAAACGCCUGCACAAGCUCCUUGCCAAAAUGGGCGUCAGCCUCGUCCAGUGCAAGCAGAGCUACACUCACAUGGACAUGGUGCUCAAGCGUGAGCUGCGCACCAAGUUGCUCAAGUAUGCCUCGCUAUAUAACCUGGACGAGCUCGUCCCUACCAUUGAUACAGAUGGCCCCGACCGCGGUGGCUCCAAAGACGGAUGGGGCUUUGUGCGCAGCUGGGGCUGGCGGGCUACGCUGAGUGCCCAGGAUGUGGGCGUUGUGGUUGGCGCCUUGCUGGAAGUGGGGAAAUCGCCUCCUGGGCUGUCGUCGUCUCCUGAGCCGGGGGCGACACAAUCACCUCAGGACGUCAUCCCCGCUGGGGUUGAUAGCAAUCCCAGUGAGGAGUGGCUUCCCCGGUUCUGGGAGGCAUACGAUGCGUUGGAAGAUAUUGAAGCCCUGAAAGCGGGCCUGCCGACCGCCCAGUAUUUGCAUAAGGCUAUCUUUACCACGGGUACGACGAUCCUGAAGAAGAAGCAGAUUACCCAUCUACGUGCGUUCCGCAUGUGUGUUGUGAAAUCGGGCACUGCCCCCGACGCAGCGCUGUUCAACCACCCUGGUGCCUUGACCAAGCUUGCUCUCUGGAUCGGCGAGGCGUUGGCCGAGCAGGAGAAGGAAGCUACCGGCGGCAGACUAGCACAUGGUGGUCGUGGCACGCCGCUUGUGGUGGCUAGCCUGGACGAGAAGCGGGGUGUGUACGUGGUCGUGGGUACUGGCGGCGGGGGGGGCCCAGACACGACGUUUUUGGAUCGGGAGGCGGCGAAGAAAAGAGCAAAGUUGAAGCAAGAGAAAGAGGAGAGAAGGAAGGUGAAGGAGAAGUUGAAGCAGGAACGGAGGGAGGCAAGGAGGAGGUUAAAACUGGAGGAGAAGAGGAAGAAGAGAGAAGAAGAAGGGAAAGGAGAUGAAUAUGAGGAUGAGGAGGAUGAGGAUGUUACAGAGAGUGAGGAGGAAACGUCGUCGUCUGAGGAGGAAGAAGAGGAGGAAGAGGAAGAGGAGGAGAUUGAGCGUGGCAGAGGUUAUGGAUUGAAUCGGUUUGGUGUGGCGUUCCAGGAUGUGGUGGCUGAGACGAACGCGAGAGUGAGGAUUGACAGCUUUGAGCAUUGCGUCGUGGAGGUUAAGAAGGAGGAUUUAGGAGGCUUCUUGGAGAGCCUGAGCAUGAAGGCUGUCGUUGGCUGA